Messenger RNA from Bursaphelenchus xylophilus (pine wood nematode), 1231 nucleotides. The record is from the annotation of a GenBank genome assembly. NCBI's taxonomy places the organism in Eukaryota, Metazoa, Nematoda, Chromadorea, Rhabditida, Aphelenchoididae.
AUGAGACGAAACGAAAUUGUAUCGGCCAGCACGAGUAACCUGGCUCCGGAAAUUCGAGAUGGAUUUAAACGGGCUCAGAGGAGAUUCACUUUUAAUAUUGCCCAAAUUGAAAAGAAUUAUUCAAACAAACCUUCUUCUGGAAUUGUUUUUGGAUGCAACGACGACUCAGUAAGUUCAAUAUUCUUUAAAAGAAAUUGCUUUAAAAUUUUUAAUUUAAUGUUUCGUUUUAGGUCGAAUUUGAUGAGACCUUGUGCACUGGGGAUGAAGACGACGUCCUUAUAAACGCAGUUAGAAGAGAAAUUAAUCACGUUGAUCGGGAUUAUGGCGGGUCUUUAUUGUGCACACCAGCUGUUGAUCCAGAAGAGGCAGACGAAAAGAACUUGACAAGAUGGAAAAAAUUGAAUAAAGUAAGAUUAAAUUUUGUGAAUUUUACGAUUUUAGGUAUACGACGAUCUGUAUGAGUCGAUGAAAUCGAAGGAAAAUGCAGUGGAAAGAUUUAAACAGCCAGCAUUGCCUUCGAAUCGGAAAAGGAAGGCAAUUGAAGACUCAGCUCCCGAAAGAAAGCGAAGGUUGCUGGCUAUCUCGAAUAACGUCAGAGGAUCAAUUCUGGAGGGACCUCUUGAGAGUCCAGAGAACUAUGCUGUUGUCCUCGAUGAUCGGAGAGCCUCUCUUUUGCAACCCAAUCUUUAUCAACGACCAAGGCAGACGUCAAUCAGAAGUGGGGUCGUUCAAGAUCAGCGUAUGUUGUAUAAGAUUUUUUCUUAUUCGAAAGUUCACUUUUGUCUUUUUGAUAAUCAUUAAUGUUCAGUUUCCCUACGAAGCGGAGCUCUACCUUCAUUCAAUGAGGAUUUCAUCGAGAGAAGAGAGUCGGUAUUGGAACUUCCAGUUUGUUCCACACCAAAAGCGAUUACUGCAAGUUUUUCUUAUUUUUCCUCUUUUUCUUAGGAUCAAAUAUUGAUGGGAACUUUUUUAGUAUCACACUAACAGUCCCAUGACUCGUCUCCGAAAGAGAUGUAUGGAAGUUGAAAAGAAAUACGACCUGAAUAAAUCAAUUUACGCAGAAGUUGAAGGUGAUGAGUUCGUCCGGAAAUGGAUCAAAGAAGUAAAGAAGAAGAUGAAAGAAGGAGAUCUGGAUAAACGAAUAUUCAAUCGAUGGCAGCGUAUCGAGACAGCUGAAAGCAUCAAAGAUGUUCUCAAAACAUCAGAAAAAAAUCGACGGAAGACUAGGUGA